Elephantulus edwardii (Cape elephant shrew) is the source of this 2563-nucleotide messenger RNA. It is a transcript of the gene MTSS1, whose product is annotated as metastasis suppressor 1. The transcript is spliced from 15 exons. Gene Ontology annotation, cellular component: actin cytoskeleton; cytoplasmic side of plasma membrane. Gene Ontology annotation, biological process: positive regulation of actin filament bundle assembly; adherens junction maintenance; plasma membrane organization. Lineage: Eukaryota; Metazoa; Chordata; Mammalia; Macroscelidea; Macroscelididae. Bases 1 to 2388 code for a protein of 795 amino acids. The record is from RefSeq and is a predicted model, not a curated record. Gene Ontology annotation, molecular function: actin binding; phospholipid binding.
AUGGAGGCUGUGAUUGAGAAGGAAUGCAGCGCUCUCGGAGGCCUCUUCCAGACCAUCAUCAGCGACAUGAAGGGGAGCUACCCGGUUUGGGAAGAUUUCAUAAACAAAGCAGGAAAGCUGCAGUCCCAGCUCCGGACUACAGUAGUAGCAGCAGCUGCCUUCUUGGACGCCUUUCAGAAAGUGGCUGACAUGGCUACCAAUACACGUGGUGGCACGCGGGAGAUCGGAUCUGCGCUGACCCGGAUGUGCAUGCGGCACAGAAGCAUCGAGGCCAAGCUGAGGCAGUUCUCAAGCGCUUUGAUUGACUGUCUGAUAAACCCACUUCAAGAGCAGAUGGAGGAAUGGAAGAAAGUGGCGAAUCAGCUGGAUAAAGACCAUGCAAAAGAAUAUAAAAAAGCACGCCAAGAGAUAAAAAAGAAGUCCUCAGACACACUGAAGCUGCAGAAAAAAGCAAAAAAAGGGAGAGGGGACAUCCAGCCCCAGCUGGACAGCGCCCUCCAGGAUGUCAACGAUAAGUACCUUCUGUUGGAGGAAACGGAGAAGCAGGCUGUGCGUCGGGCGCUGAUUGAAGAGCGGGGCCGCUUCUGCACCUUCAUCUCCAUGCUGCGGCCCGUGAUUGAGGAAGAAAUUUCAAUGCUCGGGGAGAUUACACACCUUCAGACGAUUUCAGAGGAUCUGAAAACGCUGACCAUGGACCCUCACAAACUGCCCUCCUCAAGCGAACAGGUGAUCUUGGACCUGAAAGGCUCUGAUUACAGUUGGUCAUAUCAGACGCCUCCAUCGUCCCCCAACACUGCCAUGUCCCGGAAGUCCAGUGUCUGCAGCAGCCUGAACAGCGUUAACAGCAGUGACUCUCGGUCCAGCGGCUCCCAUUCUCACUCUCCCAGCUCGCAUUACCGCUACCGCAGCUCCAACCUGCCCCAGCAGGCGCCUGUGCGGCUGUCCAGCGUGUCCUCCCACGACUCAGGAUUUAUCUCCCAGGACGCCUUCCAGUCCAAGUCACCGUCCCCCAUGCCGCCAGAGGCCCCCACCCAGAACUCGUCCAGCUCGGCCUCCUCCGAAGCAUCCGAAACCUGCCAGUCAGUCAGCGAGUGCAGCUCCCCCACCUCAGUGAGCUCGGGCUCCACCAUGGGCGCCUGGGUGUCCACAGAGAAGUUGUCUAACGGGUUUUAUCACUAUAAUUUAUCAAGUGAGUCCCAUGUGGGGCCCGUGGGCACAGGCCUUUUCCCUCAUUGCCUGCCUGCCUCCCGCCUGCUCCCUCGGGUCACCUCUGCCCACCUUCCAGACUACGUUCAUUAUUACACCAUUGGGCCCGGCAUGUUCCCGUCAUCUCACAUCCCUAGCUGGAAGGACUGGGCUAAGCCUGGGCCCUACGACCAGCCUCUGGUGAACACCCUGCAACGCCGCAAAGAGAAGCGUGAGCCAGAGCCCAGCGGAGGAGGACCUGCUGCAAUAGCCGGUGCACCAGCAGCUGCUGAGGACGCCCAGAGGCCGCGGAGCAUGACUGUGUCGGCUGCCAGGCCUGGUGAGGAGAUGGAAACCUGCGAGGAGCUGGCCCUGGCCCUGAGCCGUGGCCUUCAGCUGGACACACAGAGGAGCAGCCGGGACUCGCUGCAGUGCUCCAGCGGCUACAGUACCCAGACCACCACCCCGUGCUGCUCAGAGGACACCAUCCCCUCCCAAGUUUCAGAUUAUGAUUAUUUCUCUGUAAGUGGUGACCAGGAGGCCGAUCAGCAGGAGUUUGACAAAUCUUCCACCAUCCCAAGGAACAGCGACAUCAGCCAGUCUUACCGACGGAUGUUCCAGGCCAAGCGCCCAGCCUCCACAGCCGGCCUCCCAACCACCCUCGGACCCGCCAUGGUCACCCCGGGGGUGGCGACCAUCCGACGGACCCCUUCUACCAAGCCCUCUGUCCGUCGGGGAACCAUCGGUGCAGGUCCCAUCCCCAUCAAGACACCGGUCAUCCCAGUGAAGACCCCAACCGUCCCAGACCUCCGCGGGGUGCUGCCAGCUCCCCCAGAUGGGCCAGAGGAGCGGGGUGAGCACAGCCCUGAGUCACCAUCGGUGGGGGAGGGCCCCACAGGGGUCACCAGCAUGCCCUCAGCCAUGUGGAGCGGCCGGGCCUCUGUGAACCCCCCGCUUCCAGGCCCGAGGCCGAGCAUCCCAGAGGAGCACAGACAGGCAAUUCCAGAAAGUGAGGCAGAAGACCAGGAAAGGGAGUCGCCCCAUGCCAUGGCCUCCCCAGGCCCCUCGCCGCCGGAGGGCGAGCCUGCAGACCUGAGCCCACGAGACACCCCCCAGGGAGAAGACAUGCUGAACGCCAUCCGCAGGGGCGUCAAGCUGAAGAAGACCACCACCAACGACCGCUCUGCCCCCCGCUUCUCCUAGGCCGCCAGGCUGGGACUCUUUAAUAACACCUAAUUUGUCUUGAUCCAUUCCAAUCUAUAAUCCAACAAGAUUUUGUAGGCAACUCAGAAUAUACAGCUUUUUGAAAAAUACUCCACACAUUUAGAUAAAGAAAAUUUAAAAGCAACUUAUGUAACUGACAUAACCCUGACCUUUU